Messenger RNA from Myripristis murdjan (pinecone soldierfish), 1924 nucleotides. It is a transcript of the gene qrsl1, whose product is annotated as glutaminyl-tRNA amidotransferase subunit QRSL1. Gene Ontology annotation, molecular function: glutaminyl-tRNA synthase (glutamine-hydrolyzing) activity. The record is from RefSeq and is a predicted model, not a curated record. Gene Ontology annotation, cellular component: mitochondrion; glutamyl-tRNA(Gln) amidotransferase complex. The coding region runs from base 117 to 1682 and encodes 521 amino acids. Lineage: Eukaryota; Metazoa; Chordata; Actinopteri; Holocentriformes; Holocentridae. The transcript has 11 exons. Gene Ontology annotation, biological process: mitochondrial translation; glutaminyl-tRNAGln biosynthesis via transamidation.
GUCCGCGAUGCUCGACGCGGAUUAUGGAAACAAACAUGGCAGCUUACUAGUGCCGCUCACACCGCUCCAAGGUUGUGGUCAGUUUGAGAGGCUCGGCAACGAAAAAUAGAAUAAAUAUGCUCAGCCUGACAAUAAGGGAGGUGUCCCUGGCCCUCCGAGAGGGGAGGAUCUCAGCCACCGAGCUGUGCAGGAGGUGUCUGAACCGCAUCAGGAGGACCCAGCACCUCAACGCUUACAUCUCUGUGACCGAGGAGCUGGCACUGAGGCAGGCGCAGGAGGCCGACAGCAGGCUGCUCCAAGGUGCUCCCAAAGGUCCUCUAGAUGGAAUCCCUUUUGCUGUCAAGGACAACUUCUGCACUGAGAGCGUCAGGACCACGUGUGCUUCCAGGAUGCUCAAAGAUUACACUCCACCAUUCAACGCCACGGUGGUCCAGAAGCUCCUCGAUCAGGGGGCUGUUCUCAUGGGAAAGACCAACAUGGAUGAGUUUGCUAUGGGUGCGGGCAGUACAGACGGGGCCUUCGGUCCGGUGAGGAACCCCUGGAGCUACGCUGCUCCCUACCGAGACCGGACGGGGGCGGAUCCAGACUCUGAUUGGGUCAUCACUGGAGGAAGUUCAGGAGGAAGUGCUGCAGCUGUGGCAUCGCUCACCAGCUAUCUAGCUCUGGGCUCGGACACCGGUGGUUCCACGCGGAACCCAGGAGCUCUGUGUGGUGUUGUGGCGCUGAAGCCCUCCUACGGCCUGGUGUCCAGGCACGGCCUCAUCCCGCUGGUCAACUCCAUGGACGUCCCCGGCAUCAUAACCCGCAGUGCCAGUGACGCAGCCAUUGUCUUGGGUGUCCUCCAAGGCCGAGAUGUCAGAGAUUCAACAACAGUGCCUAGUCCCUCGUCGCUGACAGAGCUACCUGAAGACUUUGACAUCAAGAACAUCUGUGUAGGCAUCCCAAAGGAGUACCACGCCCCGGGACUGUCCCAGGAGACGCUGGCACAGUGGAGUCGUGUUGCCGACAUGUUUGAGAGAGCGGGUGCGAGAGUGGAGCAGGUGUCCCUCCCCCACACCCAGCACUCCAUUGUCUGUUACCACGUCCUGUGCCAUGCUGAGGUGGCAUCUAACAUGGCCCGUUUCGACGGCCUGCAAUACGGCCACCGCAGUGAGGUGGACAGCUCGACGGAGGCCAUGUACGCCUCCACCCGCCACGAGGGCUUCAACGAUGUGGUGAGAGGCAGGAUACUGUCAGGGAACUACUUCCUGCUCAAACAGAACUACCAGCACUACUUUGUGAAGGCCCAGCAGGUCCGCCGGCUGAUCGCAGACGAUUUCAGGCACGUGUUUGAAUCGGGUGUGGACGUGCUGCUGACGCCCACCACCCUGGCUGACGCGUCGCGCUACUCUGACUUCAUGCAGGAAGACAACCGAACACGCAGCGCCCAGGAAGACAUCUUCACCCAGCCUGUCAACAUGGCAGGUCUGCCUGCUGUCUCCGUGCCAACAUCUUUAUCAAGCCGAGGCCUUCCCAUUGGUCUACAGCUCAUAGGCCCCGCCCUGCAAGACAGAAAGUUGCUUUCUGUAACCCAAUGGAUUGAGCAGAGGGUUGGAUUUCCCACCAUCAGUGACCAUGGAGACGACAGUGAGGGAAGAGGUGACACCGAGGUGACUAAAAGGGAGCACAGCUCAUCUGUGUGAGGAGAGCUGCGGGCACGAGUAGCCAACUAUUGACCAAGUCACGAAACACAGACCCACUUAAUGGUCUUCUGAAAGCAUAAUAGACAUUUAUUCUCUGUAAAAUGCCUUUUCAGCGGCAGGCUUUCAUCCACCGACCAUUAGAAUCAUGCAGCACAUUUUUAAGAUAAGGGUGAUUAUCCUCAAUCCAUUGCAGUGUUUGUUACCCUGGGAUGAUGAUGGUAAAUAAAUUAAGCUUAUCUUGA